AUGGUCUGGCACUCCGCUGCCCGCGUUUUCGCGGGCCUUGCGGGUGUUUCGGGCGCGGAGGCGGAGGAGCCCGCUCUGGAGCUGCUGGCCAGAUGGCAGCACGAGUGGCGUGUGACUGCCGAGCUGGAGGCCCAGCAUGCGCUGGAGACUGGGGUCGCCAACUCCAUGGAAAGCGGGGAGAUCGAUCCCGGGAGGGCCGGCGCCUUCCUGGAUUGCGACAACGGGGACCUUUUCUGGCAGCGGUUCCGGGACGCCUUCAGCCGGACGGGGCCCUUGUCCCCGGAGACAGGAUCCAUGGCCUACGUCAAGUGGAAGGCCUGGGAGGACUUUGUCGACGGCAUGGAGGAGGCCGGCGGGUUCGACGGCCGCGUGGUGGUGCCGCUGGCGGGGGAGUGGCACGCGGACGGCUCCGGGUACUUCACUCAGGUCCGGGAGAAGCGCGAUUGGGUGACGGCCCUUCAGAAGUCUCAGUGGCAAGCCGUCUUCGGAAAGCCGCCUGCAUGGUCCUCGGACAACUUGGUGGGCUUCAUGCAGUGCCCGGUGGGCUUCGCGCUGGUGCAGUACGUGAUCUUCUUGGUGCACAAGAUGCGGUCCAACCUGCCAGAGGAUGCCGCAAGGCUGAACCUGGAGAGCAUGCUCUUCGCCUUUGUGAGUAUUCUGGACUCGCACUUCGAUCAUUCGGAGUCUUCCAACUGGAACGUCUCCUCAUUUGACCUGGCGGUGAACUUGAAUUUGGAAGAUCCCAAGUUCUACCCGCGCUACGCGGACUUCAUCGCGGAUCAUGCCCCUCCCGAGCUGCGGCUCAGAUCCUGGCAGGAAGACUGGCCUGGUCAUCGCAUGGUGCAGAGUCGGCGCCUGGAGGAAAGAAUCCUCCGUACCGCCUUGGUCGGGGAGCACGGCCCGAGCAAUCUGGACAACCUGGCGUCGGCUUCCGCAGCGGUGAGCUCGAGCGGAGUGAGAUUGGAGGCCGGGCAUUUCUUCACCUACAUGUGGCAGCUGCGUGGACUCGCCGACUCUGGGUCCCUGCGGUCAUCCCUGCGCAUCACUUGGGACGCCUUCUGGGGUCAGCCGCUCACCGAAUCCGCGGGCCGCGACAAGAGCGCCCAGCCGUCAUGGACGAUCUCAGGAGCAGUUUGGGCUCUGAGGGAGUUUGCAAGGAGAGAUGUCUUUCUGAGAUCUUCGGAUCUGGUGAUUUGCAGCGAGCCUUUGUGGCUCUGUGUCUUGCUCCACUCUGCCUUGGAAGCCCGGCAACGGAUUCAGCUCACGCGCGCCAGCGCGGCGGGACGAGUCAUGUGCUUGCUGGUGGACUUCGAUCAAGUCUUCGGGCUUCAAGAGGUCGACGCCUUUUGGGAGCUGGUUCCAGCCUUCAAACAGACGGAGUUGCUGAGCGCAACUUCCCGCAUCACUGCGGAGAUGCUUGACUGGCAGGCCGGCAUCAGAGCGCCGUAUGUGCCUUGUCUCUCUCUACACAUCGACACCCGCUACCAGCCAAGCAAGCCCAAGCUGCUCUUUUUUCGGUCCUCGCUGCCGGGUGGUGCCCCCUUCUUGCGCGUGCUGCGCCUGAUCGAGGCCGAGAUGCGACAGCAGCUCGUGGACAUCAUGAUGAAGCCAAUGAGCUUUGCUGAGAUCGCCUCCUUCCGCGCGGUGGCCAUGCUGCCGCACAUCCCCAACGCCCUGCGCUUGGCGGAUGUCUACGCCAUGGCAGUGCCUUUGUUUCUGCCCUCCGAACCGCUGAUCCACAAGUUCGUCUGGCCAGACGACCCGCUGCCUUUGCUGAGCAAGGCUCGCCCUCCGCGAAUGGCCGAGCCAAAGCCAUCGGCCGGGUCGAGUCGCCCCUCGCCGCUGGACUUUCAAAUCGCGGGGAGGCGCUUCUAUCAGUUCCGAUGGGAGCGGCACUACUGGCUGCAGUACACCGAGUGGUGGCUCCGGCCUCACUUGCUGCAUUUCUCCAGCGCGCGGGACCUUCUGGAGAAGGCCACGAUCUCUGAUGAGGCCUUACUGCGCAUCAGCGAUGCAAUGCGCAGUCACCAGGCUCAGCUGCAGAUGGAUGCGCUGGACUACUGGCAGACCGCUCUGGCGGCCGCGCUGGGCUAA
Molecule: messenger RNA, 2094 nt
Organism: Effrenium voratum
Lineage: Eukaryota; Dinophyceae; Suessiales; Symbiodiniaceae
Source: the annotation of a GenBank genome assembly